AUGCCCGAACCAAAGCGCCGCCACGCGGUAUCACCAGCUCACCACCCUCACGCUCCCCACUGUCAAACCUACAUAAUCCCCAAACCGCCGCAGCCAACGCGUCAUCAGAGACAAACCACAUCCAAGCCAGCAUAUUCGGCAAGAUUCCAAGUCAACCCCAUCAACUCCUCUCCUCGCUCUCCAACAAUCUACAGUGCUCGUGUAUACCCCAGACCACCACCGCCAUCGCCACGACACAGCAAACACCACUCCACCUCCCGCCACAGAAGCAGAAGCAGAAGCAGAAGCAGAUACUCUCAGUCUCACCGACGACGCAAGCAAGAUAUCCCAGAGGAAACAGCGGUAUACGAAGUACACUGCAGCACGAGCCAACGCUCCCGGCGCCGAAGAAGCGAUGACGCGGAUGAGACGCUAGUGUACGAAGUCUACAUCCGGGACGUCGACCCGAAGCAGGAGGCGCUCGAGUCGAGACGUCGAGAUCAAGGUCGAUGUAGAUGUGGGGUGGUGUGUCAGUGUUCGGCGACGAGGGUGCCCUCGAAGACUAGUAUAUCCACAAAGACGAGUAUGCCCACGAAAACAACGGCGGCGGCAUUGGAAAGCGUGGCGGAGAGUGUCAGGGCGGACUUUAAGAGGAAUAUGGGGGUUGCUUGGGAGAGGAUGAGGGGUUUGAAGGUCAGUGAUGAGGAUGAGGACAAGGCGAAUUUGAAGAAGAAGGUUAGGUUUGGGGGUGUGGAGGUCAGGAUUGUUGAUAGGCCGGAAGAUGAGGAAGAUGAUAAGAGUGAUCGGAAGAAUGUUGUGGAUGCAGAGACGGAGGAGUGGAGGAGGAUGGGGAAACAUGAUGCAGAUCGAUUGUGA
Molecule: messenger RNA, 855 nt
Organism: Aaosphaeria arxii CBS 175.79
Lineage: Eukaryota; Fungi; Ascomycota; Dothideomycetes; Pleosporales
Exons: 1
Coding region: 1-855 (284 amino acids)
Source: RefSeq, a predicted model, not a curated record